AGGUUACAUUAGAAAGUCCAAUAUAUAAGUUGUUAUAAGACCGCGUCUUUUCCUCUCCCGACGUACUCUUUCCGUCCUGAUUACUUCUCCCCCAGCUUUUGGCUUUCCUCCCCACCUCCCCCCAACGAACUGACGGCUCUUCCUUUAUUCCUACCGUCAACAUGUGGACGACCACUAGCGGCUUGAGUGGUCGGUCGCUCCGAUUGAGCAUCACCUUUGCCGCUGUCGUGGGUUUCUCGCUAUUUGGCUACAAUCAGGGCAUGAUGGCGGGUCUCCUGAACGGUGACGAGUUCGUCGACUCCUUUCCAAUUCUCAAAAUGCCUGACAAUCCGACUGCGGGGGAAAAACACUACAUCGACGUCAUCCGCGGUGCUGUCACAUCCUGUUAUGAGCUUGGCUGUUUCUUCGGCGCGAUGUUCUCCAUGUUCUUCGGCGACAGACUCGGCCGCACUCGCUUGAUUUGUAUGGGUGCCAGUGUCCUCAUCAUUGGCGCCUUGCUGACAACGGUCUGCUACACUGGUCAUUGGGAAGUUGGUCAGUUCGUUAUUGGCCGUGUUGUAUCGGGUAUUGGAAAUGGUAUGAACACGGCCACAAUCCCGGUCUGGCAAUCAGAAUGCUCCGGCGCGCACAAUCGGGGCUUCCUGGUCUGUUUUGAGGGUGCGAUGAUCGCUGGUGGUACCUUUAUUGCCUACUGGGUAGUCUUUGGUCUCUCGCACGCUGCAGAUUCUGUUCAGUGGCGAUUCCCUAUCGCACUCCAGAUUUUCUUCGCCUUGGUUGUGGCUGGUGGUGCCCUGAUGCUCCCGGAUUCCCCGUCGUGGUUUGUCAUGAGAGGACUUGACAAGGAGGCUUGUGAAGUUCUCGGUAAGCUCAAGGGUACUUCGCCUGAUUCUGAUGAAGUUCUUCGUGACUUCAACUUCUUGAAGACGGAUAUGGAAUCCUCGAAGAGCACCCAGUCCAACUGGAAGACAGUUUUUACAUUCGGCAAAACCCAGGAAUUCCAGCGCCUUCUUAUUGGUUGCUCGGGUCAAUUUUUCCAGCAGUUUACUGGCUGUAACGCUGCUAUUUACUACUCAACGUUACUUUUCCAGGAGAACCUUGGUAUGGAGAAAUAUCUGUCUCUAAUCAUGGGUGGUGUGUUCUCCACUGUCUACGUCCUGGCCACGAUCCCGUCAUUUUUCAUGAUUGAAAAAGUCGGCCGUCGCAAUCUGUACCUGAUUGGUUUCCUCGGUCAGGGGCUGAGCUUUGUGAUUACAUUUGCUUGCUUGAUUAAGGAAACCGAGGAAAACUCGAAGGGUGCCGCUGUUGGUAUCUUCCUUUUCAUUACUUUCUUUGCAUUUACUCUGCUACCACUGCCCUGGAUCUACCCCCCCGAGAUCAACCCCCUCCGUACACGUACUGUGGGUGCGUCGGCGUCUACAUGUACCAACUGGAUCUGCAACUUUGCCGUCGUCAUGUUCACACCCCUUUUCGCUGGCCAGAGCCCAUGGGGUGUUUAUCUCUUCUUCGCGCUCUUCAACUUUAUCGGUUUGAUCUUCGGCUUCUUCUUCUACGUGGAAACCGCCGGCCGUGAGCUUGAAGAGGUCGACAUCAUCUACGCCAAAGCCCAUGUCGAAGGGAAGAUGGCCUGGAGAGUUGCCAACUCCAUGCCCAAGCUCUCCUUCGAAGAGAUCGUCCAACAGUCUCGCGAGCUGGGCUUGGACACCAGCGAACAUGCCGCGCCGGAGAAGACCGAGAUUGGCCUCAGCAGUGACAGUGGUCAGGAGACUGAGGAGGUCCACGAGAAGCAUUAAACGCUCUUCGGAAGUGGGACGUGCGGUCGCUGUGGUUGAAGGUGGUGAUGAUAUUUGAAAGUGGCGGUUAUCUAAUUUCUUUUUGAUUGCUCUGUUUAUUUUCUAUACCCUACACUCGACAUCCGGGCACUUUGAUUGGCCUGUUUUUAAUAUUCCUGUCACCGAUUCUAUGUACAGUAUACCCUGCCUCGUGUGCAUGGACAACUCGGGCACCGAACAGGACUGUC
Molecule: messenger RNA, 2017 nt
Organism: Aspergillus pseudotamarii
Lineage: Eukaryota; Fungi; Ascomycota; Eurotiomycetes; Eurotiales; Aspergillaceae
Gene: mfsA
Product: glucose-inactivated glycerol proton symporter STL1
Exons: 1
Coding region: 162-1790 (542 amino acids)
Biological process (GO): transmembrane transport; carbohydrate transport
Cellular component (GO): membrane
Molecular function (GO): carbohydrate:proton symporter activity
Source: RefSeq, a predicted model, not a curated record